Messenger RNA from Eutrema salsugineum, 788 nucleotides. Its product is annotated as serine/threonine-protein kinase STY13-like. The transcript has 2 exons. The record is from RefSeq and is a predicted model, not a curated record. The annotation marks the transcript as partial. Lineage: Eukaryota; Viridiplantae; Streptophyta; Magnoliopsida; Brassicales; Brassicaceae.
CAAAAAUCGAAAGCUGAGAAAGUAAAUGGGAAACGACGACUGACUCGUCUUCUUCCUCUUCCUCCUCCUCCUCCUCGUUCCCUUUUUCUCUUCUUAGGUUUCUGAUUUUGAUCGGAGGUAAAACGUUUAAAAGUUUGCGAUUUGAUGAGCUAGGGUUUGUAAUUUCCCGAAUCGGAUGUUUGUCACUGUCUUCUUCUCUUCGAUCUUUUUACUCAUCGGGUGAGACAAAAGAGGCAUCUUUUUCAUGUGUUCCCGCGUAUAUCGACUGUUUUAUUGGGCUUAGAAAGCUCUAGUUUGGUUUGAGAAUCGUAAUAUCGAUUAAAGAAAAGAUGCUCGAGGGAGCAAAGUUCAACGUGCUGGCUGUUGGGAAUCACAACAAUGACUAUGCUUUCACGCAAGAGUUCUAUCAAAAGCUCAAUGAAGGUUCAAACAUGUCCAUGGAGAGUAUGCAGACGAGUAACGCUGGAGGCUCAGUGUCAAUGUCUGUGGAUAACAGCAGCGUUGGUUCUAGUGAUGCUCUUAUUGGCCACCCGGGUUUGAAGCCAUUGCGCCAUGUCUACUCACUCUCGGUCGGGCAAAGCGUGUUUCGCCCCGGGAAAGUCACACACGCGUUGAAUGAUGACGCCUUAGCUCAAGCACUAAUGGAUAGCAGGAAUCCAACAGAAGGGCUGGCCAACUAUGAAGAGUGGACGAUAGAUCUGAGGAAUCUCCACAUGGGUCCUGCUUUUGCUCAAGGGGCUUUCGGUAAAUUAUACAAAGGGACGUACAAUGGGGAGGACGUAGCGAUC